UGACCCACCCCCUUCCCUGAGUAGACCAACGUGUACAGACAGCGAUUUUUGUUUUGUUGCGGAGGACGAGGGAGUAUCUAGCAAGCCUGCAUCGCAGAACAGAACUUUCCAACCAAAACCAUGGCAGACCCAGAGGAGAUGGAGGAGAUACCGAUGUCUGCAGUGAAAGAAUUCCUCCUGACCUUCAUGCCAGAAAAGUGUUAUGACCAGUUUUUUCUUCAUUUCAACUUCGCGCACGUGCCCUGUCUGAGGAUUGUGUUGAGCAAAUGUAUGGGACUAUGGAUUAUGGUGGGGUCUGUUUUUGCUCUGCUUCCCCAGAUAUGGAAGGUGCUGAGGGCUGGGAGUGCAGAUGGACUGAGCCUCACCUCCACAAUACUCAGCCUCUACUCCGCCUCUGGCUACGUUGCUUACUGUAUCUCUCAAGGCUUUCCAAUCGGGGCCUGGGGAGAGAGCCUGUUUAUACUGACCCAGGUCAUACUCCUCAACUUCCUCAUUCUUCAUUACAGUGGACAAACUGUUAGAGCUUUGCUGUUCCUGAUGCUGUAUUGUGCCGUCAUGUAUGUGUUGACGUCAGCGUUGGUCCCCCAGAAAGCCAUCGCUGUUGUCCAGGACUCCGGUGUGCUGGCCAUCAUUGCUAGUAGGCUCAUCCAGGCGGGCAGCAAUUACCUGAGCAAGCACACAGGCCAGCUAUCCACCGCGUCUGUCAUCCUGGUCUUCAUAGGGGCCCUGGCUCAUAUCUUCGUCUCCCUACAGGAGACGGGACAGUCGCUGUCCUCUCUGACCCAGGUCCUGGCGUGUUUGUGCAGUGGCGUCCUGGUCUUCCAAAUGUUUCAUUACGGGAAGGCCCCCCUCCCUGCCAAAGAGAAAUCCGAGUAGAUGUUAGUAGAUGUUACAGGCGACCACCAAGCCCAAUGUCAUGUAAUACUCAUGUACGUAGUGCCGUGGGCCAACCCAAAUAGCCCCCUUAUUGCAUUCCAAAGGGCUUCUUCCCUAGCUGGGGGUGAUGCUGUCUAUACUGUUACUUUUUUGUAGCUAAAGCCAUACGUUUACACUCUAUUCUCUGGAUAAAAAAUAUAAUCCCAGAUGAGUAGUCCAGUGAGCUGGUUCAUAGAGCAAAAUAAGUAGUUUAAGUGAAAAGGUUUUUUUUCAAGAAUCUGUGGUAUCAAUGUGAAAUGUCUCGCAUCUACUCAGGGCAUUGUCUCACUUUUAAAUCCAUCAGAUGUUCAAUGCCUUUUCAACAAUGCAUGUGUCCUUUUUGUAAAUGUGAACGUGAAGUGUGGUCACUUCACACUUUCAAGUGUGCGUGUUAUUGUUAAAGGUGCACUGUGUAGGAUUGUGGCCUAUAUAUUUGAUUUUCACAGAUCUAAGUAAUAAAUAAAAAAUGUACUUGUGUGGGCAAUGUGCAGUGUGCCUUUAAAAAUGUCUAUUUCUGGAAAUUCUAAAUGACGGACAUGUAGAAGAUCCACCUUUUCAUGUAUGAAAAGUGCAAUUUUCCCAGUCAUAAUGAAUGCUUAGAAUUUGAUGGUGGUGGUAAGUAUUUCUGAAAAAGGUAACAUUUUGAAUGGGCAGCAUAAAUGCUGGAAAUAAACGUCCGAAAACAUUACACAGUGCACCUUUAAACCCAUGAGUUACUGCAUGUUCUUCUCCUUAGCAGCCCCUAGAGGGCAGCAGUCAUUCAUCCUUUGCUGGAUCCACACCUCUGAUGAGUUCCAUUGUAGAGACAUGUAUGUUUUCUGUCACAAGUGUGUUGUUGAAUGUCUUCAUUUUUUGUUAAGCAUAGGCCGUGGCUUUGCUAGUCUCUGUUUAAGCAGUCACUCGUCUCUAACAAGAGUAAUUAUUAAUGGGACCAACGCUGUGUUGCAUUUUCUCUGUGUAUGGAAAUCACUGUGAUGUGUGGAGUGUUCUGAAGUGCCCUUCAUUCUUAGCUCAUUGUGUGGUUUGCAAUAUUCCCUUUGCAUCUCUUUGGUUGAUCAAACAACAUUGUUACCUCCUCAGACCAUAUUCUGCCUCGAUUAGGAUUUCAAAUAAAUUCAAUGUGAAUCUAA
This is a messenger RNA of Engraulis encrasicolus (European anchovy), 2045 nucleotides long. RefSeq names its product mannose-P-dolichol utilization defect 1 protein-like. Bases 121 to 876 code for a protein of 251 amino acids. NCBI's taxonomy places the organism in Eukaryota, Metazoa, Chordata, Actinopteri, Clupeiformes, Engraulidae. Gene Ontology annotation, biological process: oligosaccharide biosynthetic process. The transcript has 8 exons. The record is from RefSeq and is a predicted model, not a curated record.